AUGGCGAUGUUAACUGCUUGUGCUCUUCUUUGUUUUAUUGCUGUGUGCCAGGGUAUAAACCCCCCAGUUUACAGCAAACCCUACAGGCUCAGGGCUGAGAUUCGCUUACCAUAUGCAGAAAUAGUCGAGCCUAUAUUUGCAUUGUUUGAUCCUGUUAACAACCGUAGCAGGGUGGACUAUUAUGAUGGUAUUCAGCGCACUGUUCAGCUGGCAUCAGCACCGGGUCUUCCCUAUGGAGCAGAGUUCAAGGUCAUUCCAUUCAGCACACAGACAGUUCUGAAUCAGCUGAGCUGUUUUCAAGCAAAUGGAUCUCAAGAUGCUCCCACUGGGAUUACUACUGUUCUACCUGACCUGACCAAUUUUACUUUUCUUGGUGAGCAGAUAUUAGAAGGCAGGAGAGUAUAUGCUUUCCAGAAAGUGAAUACUGUGGGAAAGAAAGUAAGCACAUAUACUUUCUGGUCAUCGUUUCCUGAGAACUUCCCCGUACGUUAUGAGAUGAUGGGAUACGAUACACUGUUGGGCUCCCACUUUGACAAAUAUUAUGUUGAUUACCUUUCCUAUAAGUCACCAGUGCAGUUUAGCAAAGAGGACUUUGCUGUGCCCAGGAAUCUGACUUGUAGUUCCUACCCUGGCCCUGGUGUGUCCCACACGGACAAGAUUCAGAUGAACCCCAUCAAAGAGUAUGUGCAUCACCAUGACAAGCAUGUGCAUGAGAGCUUUGAACACUUCAAGACUGCCCACAAGAAGCAGUACUCGCCACAGGAGCAUGACUCCAGGAAGCAUGUCUUCAGACAGAACCUCAGAUACAUCCACUCCAAGAACCGUGCUGGUCUCUCCUACACAAUGAGUGUCAACCAUCUGGCUGACAGGACAGAGAAUGAGAUGAAGAAGAUGAGAGGCUUCCGAUAUACCCAUGGCAACCGUGGGGGUAAACAGUUCACCUCUGAGGCCUUGAAAGUGCAGGAUGUCCCAGAUCAGUGGGAUUGGAGGCUUAUAGGGGCUGUGACUCCCGUGAAAGACCAGGCUAUCUGUGGCUCAUGCUGGAGUUUUGGGACCACUGGUACUAUUGAAGGUGCCAACUUUCUGAAGACCGGCAACCUGAUCCGACUGUCUCAGCAAGAACUGAUCGACUGCUCCUGGGGGGAAGGCAACAAUGGCUGUGAUGGUGGUGAAGACUUCCGGUCCUACAAGUUCUUGAUUGAAAACGGAGGUUUGACAAGCGAAGAACAGUACGGGCAAUACCUGGCUAUUGAUAGUUUCUGUAAGAAGAAGUUAGUCACUCCAGUUGUCCAGAUUACGAACUACACCACCAUACCCCAGGGUGAUCUGGCAACUCUCAAGUUGUCCAUCUUCAACAAAGGCCCCAUUUCUGUCGCUAUCGAUGCAUCCCACAAGUCAUUCAGUUUCUACUCCAAUGGUGUCUACUAUGAACCAGACUGCAAAAGCGACCCGGACAGCUUGGAUCACGCAGUGCUUGCUGUAGGCUAUGGAACUCUGAAUGGUCAAAACUACUGGCUGGUCAAAAACUCAUGGUCAACAUACUGGGGAAACGAUGGCUACGUGCUGAUGUCACAGUUAAACAACAACUGUGGUGUGGCUACUGAUGCCACCUAUGUGGACAUCAAAUAA
Molecule: messenger RNA, 1629 nt
Organism: Candidula unifasciata
Lineage: Eukaryota; Metazoa; Mollusca; Gastropoda; Stylommatophora; Geomitridae
Source: the annotation of a GenBank genome assembly